Messenger RNA from Oryza sativa Japonica Group (Japanese rice), 2121 nucleotides. RefSeq lists its product as uncharacterized. The record is from RefSeq and is a predicted model, not a curated record. NCBI's taxonomy places the organism in Eukaryota, Viridiplantae, Streptophyta, Magnoliopsida, Poales, Poaceae.
GCAGGAAAACAUUCAUCAUCCUUCAGCGGGUGCACAGCAAGACAGCGAGGCAUCUUCCACCUGCACCUUUGUGACAACAACGACCGACAAUGUCGUCGUCGAGCGCAUCAUGGUUUGCGGAGAUCUUCACAGAUGACAGGGUGAGGACCCUAUCACACCAAGUCUCCACACUUGGGGACAGGGUGUGGGAGUUGGAGCACAAAAACACCAGGCUGCUUGGCGAGAAGGGUAAACUGGAGAAGCAAUUGGAGGAGACGAAGGCGGCGGUUCAGGCCAUCUCAAGCGAGAAGGAAGAGGUGGAGAGGAGCUUGAAGGGUGAAAAUGAUAAGCUUCGGUUGGAGGUUUUGACCGCGGAGGAAAAAUAUAGCCAGUCUGCAGCAGAGGUUGAGAAGCUUCAGAAGGAAUUAGUUGCAUUGGCAGAGGUGAAAGAGGUAGCUGCAAAGGCAUUUGAUGAUGAGAAAGCAAAAAUGAUGAUGGAAUCUGUGGAUCUUAAGAGUAGGCUAGAGGAAAUCCAGGGUAACAUGGAUAUGAUUAAGAGUGAAAAUGAUAAGCUUCGGUCAGAAGCUUUGGUUGCAGAGCAGAAACUAAACAUAUGUGAAGCAGAGAUUGAGAGGCUUAAGAUGGAAUUGGGUGCAUUGACAGAAGCGAACGAAGCAGCUGCGAAAGCAUUUGACACUCAAAAUGAAGAAAUCACGAAGGAGCUAGAGGAUCUUAAGACAAAGUUGGAGGAAAUCAAAACAAAUAAGGAUCUAGCGGAAAGUGAAAAUGGUAAGCUUCGGUCGGAGCUUUUGUCAGCAGAGGAGAAAUACAGCCAGUCUGAAGCAGAGGUUAAGUAUCUUAAGCAGGUAAUGGGAGCAGUGGUGGAGGCGAAGGAGGCAGCUGCAAAGGCAUUUGCUGCCGAGAAGGAAGACAUUAUGAAAGAAUCAGACAAUCUUAAGAGGAAAGUUAAGGAAAUUCAGGAUAGCAAGCUUUUGGUGGAGAGUGAAAAUGAUGAGCUUCGGUCAGAGAUUUUAAGUAUGAAGCAGAAACAUGGUCAAUUUGAAGUAGAGGUUACUAGCCUCAAGAAGGAGCUGGGAGCACUAGAGGAGGCAAAGGAGAUCACCACAAAGGCAUUUGAGGUUGAGAAGACAGAAAUCCUAAAGGAAUUGGAGGAUCUUAAGAGGAAGGUGGUGGAAAUCCAAACCAACAAGGAUUUAGUGGAGGUAGGGAAUGAUAAACUUCGGUUGGAUGUUUUAUCUGCACAACAGAAACAAAGCAUAUUAGAAGUAGAGGCUAACAAUCUCAAGAUGGAAUUGGGUGCAUUGGUGGAGGCAAAGGAGGUGGCUACGAAGGCAUUCGACGCUGAGAAAGCAAAAAUAACGAAGGAAUUGGAGGAUGUUAAGAGGAAGAUGGAGGAAAUCCAGGUCAAGAAGGAUUUGGUGGAGGGUGAAAAGGAUAAGCUUCGGUUGGAGAUAUUAAUAGCGGAGCAGAAACAUAGCAUGUCUGAAUUGGAGGUUAAAAGGCUCAAGAUGGAACUUGGUGCAUUGGCAGAGGCAAAUGAGACAGCUGUGAAGUCAUUUGAUGCUGAGAAGGAAAAAUUCAUCAGGGAAAUGGGGGACCUCAAGAGGAAGAUAGAGGAAAUCCAGGUCAGCAAGGAAGCUGCUGAGGAAGUAGGGCGCAACAAGAAUGCAGAGGCUGAUAGGCUGAGGGCUGAGUUGGUGAAGAUCCAAGUUUCUUUAUCGCAACUACAAGCAUCCUAUAAUGAACUUGAUGCUAAGCAUUCUCUCCUAAAUGAUGAGAAGAAUUCAGCCCAGAAAGCAUUAGAUGUUGAGAAGGUUGAAGCAUAUAAGCUGAAGUCAAAAUUUGAGGAACUUGAAAAUUAUAAGGCUGAAAAGGAUGAAGAGGCUGGGAAACUGAAGGCGGCAUUGGAGGAAAAGAAAAGUGAGAUUGAUGUCCUCAUCAAGGACAAUGAGUUGCUGCGUCUCGCAAUUGCUGAGGCACAGGAAAAGAAUAAGGGAAGCAUUUUAUCAUGCUUAUCACCAUGCGGCUCCAAAUAAUUAGGUCGGGAAUGUGUUGCAUUAAUAAUGUAAUGGUGAUCAAUUAAUACUAUGCAAUGAAAUAAAACUUUCACUUCCUUUGUUA